AUGCAAGACCAAAAACGAAUCUACUUCCUAGGCUCAAACAUCAGCCACGCCGUCUCGAACUACAUGCACGAGGUCGCCGCAUCCAUCGGAUACACCAACUGGCGUCUCGAAGCAGUCGACACCACCGACCUCAGUGACUUCGCAGAAACAAAAUUAUGCGGUUCCGAGUUUGCUGGGACUGUGAUUACCAUGCCCCAUAAACUCGAUAUUAUUCCGUAUUUGGAUGGUGUCGAUGAGAUUGUUGACUUGAAAAGAAGGUUGAUUGGGACGAAUACGGAUUGGGUUGGAGUCAGGGACUGUCUUCUGCGGCUUGAUCACGAAUUCAGGGCAGGGGAUAGCGACACUACCAGCACCAAUGGCGAGACUAAAACCGGGUUCAUCGUGGGUGCUGGCGGUGCAUGUCGAGCUGCAAUAUAUGCUUUUACGAGGCAUCUAAACGUUACGAAAAUAUACAGCAUCAACCGUGACGCCAAAGAAGUCCAAACACUUUUGAGCGACAUAUCAGUCCGAUAUCAGAAGACUACGCCCCCGAUCCCCAUGCCGGAAAUAGUUCAUCUACAAACGCCAGAACAAGCACGCAAUCUCAAAGAUGAGCCAUACUAUGGAAUAGGCACUGUACCAGAUGACCCACCUACAACCGAAGCAGAGAUCGUGGCGCGCGACACGUUGCGUGCUCUGCUUGACCACAAGGACGAAAAGAAAGGGGUGUUUCUCGAUAUGUGCUACAAACCGCGUGAAACUAAGAAUUUGAAGGCGGCCAAGAAGUGUGGAUGGGUGACUGGGGAAGGCGUAGAUGUUGUUAGUUUUCAGUUGAAUGAGCAGUGGAGGCUUUGGGCCGGGAAGGAGGCGAGUGAAAGGAUUCCGUUGGAGAGAAUGGUGACACGGGCUCGUGAGAUUGCGGACGGAUUCAUUUAA
This is a messenger RNA of Talaromyces marneffei, 915 nucleotides long. RefSeq lists its product as uncharacterized. The record is from RefSeq and is a predicted model, not a curated record. Gene Ontology annotation, biological process: shikimate metabolic process; chorismate biosynthetic process. Gene Ontology annotation, molecular function: shikimate 3-dehydrogenase (NADP+) activity. NCBI's taxonomy places the organism in Eukaryota, Fungi, Ascomycota, Eurotiomycetes, Eurotiales, Trichocomaceae. The transcript is spliced from 2 exons. The coding region runs from base 1 to 915 and encodes 304 amino acids.